Messenger RNA from Cydia fagiglandana, 2498 nucleotides. RefSeq names its product indian hedgehog protein (gene hh). The transcript is spliced from 4 exons. Gene Ontology annotation, molecular function: patched binding; calcium ion binding. The record is from RefSeq and is a predicted model, not a curated record. Bases 16 to 1164 code for a protein of 382 amino acids. Gene Ontology annotation, biological process: protein autoprocessing; intein-mediated protein splicing; cell fate specification. Lineage: Eukaryota; Metazoa; Arthropoda; Insecta; Lepidoptera; Tortricidae.
CGUGAUGUGUAGGAGAUGAGGCUGGCUCUGGUGUUACUGUGGCUGGGCGCGGCGGCCGCCUGCGGCCCGGGCCGAGGCUUCACCAACCGCCCGGGGCCGCGGCACCGUCUCUACCCCCUCGUCUUUCGUCAGCACGUGCCCAACAUCAGCGAGGAGAACGGCCGCGCCAGCGGCCCCCCCGAGGGCCGCAUCAUCAGAGACGAUGAAAAGUUCAAAGACUUAGUGCCUAAUUAUAAUCCGGACAUCGAUUUCAAGGAUGACGAGGGUACGGGCGCAGAUCGCCUCAUGACCCAGAGAUGCAAAGAGAAGCUAAACACGCUCGCGAUCAGCGUGAUGAACCAAUGGCCGGGUGUCAGUCUGCGGGUGAUCGAGGGCUGGGACGAGGAGGGCUCGCACUGGGAGCACUCCCUCCACUACGAGGGGCGAGCCGUGGACGUGACGACGAGCGACCGCGACCGCAGCAAAUACGGGAUGCUGGCGCGGCUGGCGUAUGAAGCUGGCUUCGACUGGGUGUUCUAUGAGAGCCGGUCGUACAUACACUGCUCGGUUCGGACAGAAUCUUCAAGCGGCAUGGGAGCCGGCUGUUUCCCGGGCGGCUCGGUGGUGCACACGCCGGAGGGCGCUCGAGAUAUCGGCACCCUGCGGAUAGGGGACCGAGUGCUCGCUGCCGAUGACAGCGGCAAGAUGGUGUACUCGGAGGUUGUAACAUUCAUCGACCGCGAUCCAAACGCGACUCGAAGUUUCAUAGAAGUGACAGCAGAGAACGGCGUAGCGAUCACGGCUACUCCGUCGCAUCUGCUUCUGCUGGCGGCCGCGGACGGCUGGCGGGAGGCGUUCGCGGGUGACGUGCGACCGGGCGACGUGUUACUCACGCGCGGCACCGGCGGCGUCAUGCGGCCGUCGCGCGUGACGCACACCCGACCCGUGCACAAGCGCGGCGUGUUCGCGCCGCUGACGAAAACGGGCACGGUCAUAGUCGACGACGCGCUGGCGUCCUGCUACGCCGUAGUCAAGAGCCACUCGCUGGCGCACGCCGCCAUGGCGCCGCUCCGCUGGACGGCCGGCUGGAGCUCCGCCGACAGCCCCCGGGGCGUCCACUGGUACGCCAGCGCGCUCUACUACGUCGGAGACGUCGUGUUACCGUCGUCGUACUCCUACCAUUGAUAUUGUUAAGUGAAAGUGGAACUUGCCGCGUCGCACGCGGGUCGUGCACCGCUCGGACGACUGUAAAUAGAACCCAGUGUAAAUACCCCGCCAUUGUAAAUAUAUUCGACUAUAGAAAUGUUCGACAACGAUUUAUAUAUGUAUCCGAUAGGAAUUAAUUUAUUAAGUAGUCUUAGGACGUAAGUUGAGAUCGCAUAGGUAUUAUUUAGUUCAAAGUUUUGAAUAUUUGUAAAUUGUGUCGGUAUUGUUAUUCUGCACAAUGCGGAAAUAAUUAAAUGUAUGCGCUUAUGUCUUUUUAAGUAUUUACCAGAUAACUGUAAGUGAAAGAGUUAAAGAUGUAAGGUGCGGACUAAAGUUAUGUUUCGUUAGCGAUUCCGGCAAUAGUUUGGCUUGUUCAGUCGGCCGUCCGAUCAUCACUGUUGUGAUGCUGUUCUCCGACUGUCUCUUGUUAGUGAACAUUCCAUGCUUUUAAUCGUGUGGCUUGCUAACAUAGGUGGAUCGAUCACAGAUUUAAGUCUUGAAUGUGUCGUAGCAUAUUAUUUAUGCCUAUAUCUUCACAAUUACGUACUCCGUCAUAAUUUUUCGUGGAUUCCAGGAAGUUUGAUAUCCUGCGACACAAUUUUUCUUUGCCGCGCCUUUAAGUUGAGAAAUCGGAAUCACUAAAGUCCGUCUAGUUUAACAACCCAUGAAUAUUGAAUACGCGUCCUGAGCACUAUUUGCGAAUAUGAUAGCUAUACGUUAAGUUUCAGUUUCCUAACUUUCGAAAACUCGAGAGAAGUUGGACGUUGUUUAGUUUGUGUCUUAACUUAUUGCACGAACAUCAUUAGAAAAUGAUAAAAUUGUGAUCUUGGUACCUAAAACAGUGCCUUAAGAUUUAUUUAUUGUUAUUUAUAAGCUUCUUAUUUAUAAAUUGACGAUAACUAAUAGAUUUAACUAAAACCUAUCCACCUUAACUUAUUUUCGCAUGACAUGUUUUCCACUUUCCUAUCUUAAUUUAUUUUUCUCUCGAUUCUUCAUUAAUUUAUGCCUCUCUUUUGUUGAUACACUUUUCGUUUCAAAUUAAAUGUUUGAUUAUGCCUUAUUUUAUACAUCUAACGUUUAUUGUGGUUCGAGUUAAAUUCAUGCUUGUCAAAUCUAUGAAAUAUUUAGGGGUGUAUCUUAGCUUUAGCUUCCUUUUGUAUAAGUAAGCCGUUGCCAACUGAUGUUACAAACGCGUUGUCAACAAGUGCCGUUUGUCAAUGGCUACAGAUCGUAUCAAAGAUCGUGAACUGAUGUUUGGGUUCCUAUAGUUUGAUUUAGUAAAAUGUUGUUCGUUGGCUGGCAAUACUGUUUAG